Molecule: messenger RNA, 3007 nt
Organism: Syngnathoides biaculeatus (alligator pipefish)
Lineage: Eukaryota; Metazoa; Chordata; Actinopteri; Syngnathiformes; Syngnathidae
Gene: triqk
Product: triple QxxK/R motif containing
Exons: 5
Coding region: 303-557 (84 amino acids)
Cellular component (GO): endoplasmic reticulum membrane
Source: RefSeq, a predicted model, not a curated record
CGGGAUUCGGCCGGCUUCGGGGAGCCGCACGUGAGCCUCGCUUGGACCGGACCAACUUUUUUUUUUUUUAUUUUAUUUUUAAUUUUGCUGUGGAUUUUUGUGCCGUCCGGACGCCGAAAAAGACCCCCAGCACCCACCUGCUCGCGGCGACCGCCGAUGCCGCGCCGAUGCCGCGCCGAGCAGGACAAAAGCUGAACCCAGUAAAAGGCCCGACGGCGGACCCCCAAAAAAAAAAACAAAAAAAAACAACUCCACGUCGGUGCAGGUGUAAACAUCCGCUGGGAGGAAGCUGAAAACUCAGAAUGGGGAAGAAGGACGCCAGCGCUACUAACCUCCCAGUCGACCAGUACAGGAAACAGAUCGGGAAACAGGACUACAAAAAGGCAAAGUCCAUCCUGAAGGCCACGCGGCUCAAAGCGGAAGCCAAGAAGAACUCGUCCGGAUUCAGAGACGCCUUGCUCGUCCUCGUGGCCAUCGUGUUCUUCGUCGUCUGCGUCUACGCCUUUUUCUACCUCAACCUCAGCAACGAGAUCGACAUGGACGCGGACGUGGACUGAAACCGGCCACGGACUUUGUAGGAGGGAUGUCAUCGGUCUCCCGGACACUUGUUUAGGUAUACUCACGGGACACGAUCGCACCCAAGGCUAUCCGAGCAACCCCGCCACCUAGCGGAACAGCAUUUAAUUGCCCUGCCCGUCACGCCGCCGCUGCUAAAAAGUCGUCUAAAUUUUCCCCCGGUUUUCGUAAAUCCGCUCGGUUUUUGUACAGAAAAACCCGUGACUCUUCCAGGCUUGAUUCCGGAACCGUUCGAAGGUUUUAACAGACGACGAGGCUGAUUUCACGAUGCAAGCUUUUAUUUUCGACUCAAGCCAAAAACCCUCCCGGUCCGCUCAGCAACACGUUGUGUCAAAAGUUAGAGCUUCAAAAUAAAAGCAUGCGGGGUAAUAAUACCGCUUCACCACACUUUCUUUGACCUCACGGCGGCUUGUUGCGCCGUCACGCCAGACGAACGAACACGGCGUCGUCUGAGUGCGUCCAAGAAAUUGUGAUGCCACGGUAUUAUAUUGGGCUGCUUUUACUUUGAAGGCCUUUUUAUUUCACAGAAUUUUACACUAUUUUCUGCAUGUAAAAUUCUCUUUUUAUCAUUGUUUUUUAUGUUAAUAUUUUGGAGUGUCUGGAACAGAUCUUUCAGAUUUACAUUGUUUCCAAUAGGACGAAUCGCUUUGGUUUUCAUACGGUGAGAUUUUCCUGAUUAUGGAUAAUGAAAGCUGAGGUUUCACCGUAACUAAUAAUUUCAGUGGGAAUUGAAUGACAGAAUAGUGAAGUCGCAUCAUUUCCAGCGUUUGGGACUCACUAACCCUCCCGACGCAAUUCUGCGCCGUCACGUGCGCCCCUCGGAAAAAAAAAUGUAAAUCUCCCGUCACGGGCGCAGGAGACAAUCGCGUUUCCCGUCACAUUCCGGCGCACCCUCGCGCCCGCCCCUCCCCCCGGCGGAUGCGCGCCAGAUCGGAAUCCGUGCGCGGAAUAGCGAUGGGCGUUGCUACCUGGAUUAGCAUCGCAAAUACGGGCCCUCUCGUUUGAAUGCCGGCGGCGCAGCCGGGAACGUUCCUGCGGCGGCGGCGACUUCUUCAGGACGAGAGCCACCCGCCCGUCCGUCAACGCCUCCUUUAUCCCGCCGGGAGCGCUCUCCCGUGACCUCUCACCUCCAGUGAAAGGCGGCGUGUCGAAGGAACCAUUAUGAUAAGCGGGCGGGCUUUUAUCCACACGCCGGCGUCAGAAACCCAUCAAGACGUCUCACCUGGGAGCCGCCUAAUAUAUUCUGUGACUCCGACGACGGAUGCUUUAUUUGUACGACUGAUCUACGCGUGCCAGACAUAUUUCAUUAGCUAUACGCACAGAAAUAUGUCGUAACGUGGCAAGGAAACAAUGUGAUCUCUCCCCCCCCCCCCCCACCUUAGUCUUCUUCAUUUCAAGCAGGGGUGUCAAAAUCUUUCACUGACUCAUUUUUGCACUGAUGCGGACUUUGUAUCGGUCCGUUGUGGUGAAGAGGGACCUAAGUCGAAAGGCAAAACAGCCGAUCUACGUUCCUCCCCUCACUUAUGGGCAAGAGCUGCGGGUCGUGAUCGAAAGAACAAGAUCCCGGAUACAAGCGGGCCAACCGUGUUUCCUCCGCAGGGUGUCCGGGCUCUCCCUUAGAGAACGGGUGAGAAGCUCGGUCAUCAGGGAGGGGUUCGGUGUCGAGCCGCCGGUCCUCCGCAUCGAGAGGGGCCGGAUGAGGCGGCUGGGGCAUCUGAUCCGGAUGCCUCCCUGGUGAGGUGUUCUCGGCACGUCCCGCCGGAAAGAAACCCCGGGGACGACCCAGGACACGCCAAAGAGACUAUGUCUUCUCGGCUGGCUUGGGAACGCCUCGGGAUCCCUCCUGAAGAGCUGGAAGAAGUGGCUGGGGAAAGGGAACUUCCCCCACGACCCGACUCAGAAAAGCAGUAGAAUAUGCACGGAUGGAUGCCUCAUUUUAAACUAGUUUUUGUCGUCAGAAAUCACAUAAAAAAUGCUUGCAAUAAUGCAACAUUUUCAUUUAUGUGACAUGACAAUUUGAAGUUUUUGUCAAGAUUUGAACAAAAAUGGGAGUUGAUACAGAUGAUUUGCCAUCGAGGGCCACGUGACAUCAUGCGGCGGGCCGGGUCUGGGCCCCCCAGGCCUUGAGUUUGACACCUGCGAUUUAGAGCAUUUGAGAGUGCAUUAUAUCAACAUUGACCUGACCCGUUCGCGGUUCCCGUUCGAGAGGGGUGCAAAGGGGGUAGGUUAAAGUGACCAAUGGUGCCGUGGUCUGCAGAAUAUAUGACGAAUACUCACACUUGAUUGGACCAGCAGGAUGUGUGGGUGUGGGUGUGGCCCAAUAACGGCGACGGUGUCUCUCUCUAUACUAUAUUACACCUCAUUUUAAUUUGUUCCCAAAACGAUGUAUCUGUUUGGAGUGAACGUAAUCGGAAUAAAGCAUUUUUUUCCC